CCUCCGGGCUGCUCCGCGCCGCUGCAGAUGGGAGGAAAUAUCAGAGACACGCCGGGAAUGAAGAAGUUCUGGGAGGAAUACCGCGGAGGAAUAAGCGAUCUGCGGGUCUAGUUUCACUUUUUACGCGUUCUUGUUUCCCCUGCUUCCUGCGCUCUGCGGAGCGUUUUUGCGGCGGCGGCGCGUUUUGGAGGCGCAAAGACGCGACAGAAGUCCAGCUGAUCUGCUGAUCAGAUCUCAGGACCUGUCUGCAGAAGAACAUGCAAUAGAAGAAGCAGCUGCAUCGUCGUAUCUUAUCGUCCUCGGUGUUUCCCCCCUGAUAUGGCCUCCUCCCCCAUGCUGGACGCCGAUCCGUUACCGCUGCUUCAGCUCCAGGAGGUCGACUCCAGCAAAGCCCCAGAGAGGCCCAGCUCCCCGGGGCUGCUGCCCGCCAUGUACAGCCCUCCGCUGGGCGUGGACGGCCACACCGUCUGCAUCCCGUCUCCGUACACCGACGGCGGCCACGACUUCGGCCACGGAGCGCUGGCCUUCUACAGCCCGUCCAUGCUGAGCUACGCCCGGCCGAGCAUCAGCGACAGCCCGGCCUCGCUCUGCGCCCCCCUCAGCCCGUCGGCCUUCUGGCCCUCCCACGCUCACCCCAACGUCCCCCAGCUGACCCUGCACUGCACCCAGCCUCUGGUCUACAACGAACCCAGCACCCAUGCACCCUGGCUGGAGCCCAAAGGCCACAGCAGCUCCAUCAUCGGCUGUAACAAGCUGCUGGGGAAGAAGUCUGAGGACGGGCUGGACGGAGUCAAGUCGUCCUCGUGUUCGUCCACGGUGGGGAAAGCCGACAUGCACUUGUGCGCCGUUUGUCACGACUACGCGUCCGGAUACCACUACGGCGUUUGGUCCUGCGAGGGCUGCAAGGCGUUCUUCAAGAGGAGCAUCCAGGGGCACAACGACUACAUCUGUCCGGCCACCAACCAGUGCACCAUCGACAAGAACCGCCGUAAAAGCUGCCAGGCCUGCCGCCUCCGCAAAUGCUACGAAGUGGGAAUGAUGAAGUGCGGUGUCAGACGUGAGCGCUGCAGCUACCGAGGAGCUCGUCACCGUCGUGGAGCUCUGCAGCCUCGGGAUGCUGCCGGUCGGGGUCUGGUCCGGGUCGGUCUGGGCUCCCGGGCUCAGCGCCACCUCCACCUGGGGCCCCUGUACCCGUUGCCCCGGGCGACCCACCAGCACAGCCCGGCCAUGAGCCCCGAGGAGUUCAUCUCCCGCAUCAUGGAUGCCGAGCCGCCGGAGAUCUACCUCAUGGAGGACCCGAAGAAGCCCUUCACCGAGGCCAGCAUGAUGAUGUCGCUCACCAACCUGGCCGACAAGGAGCUGGUUCUGAUGAUCAGCUGGGCCAAGAAGAUCCCCGGCUUCGUAGAGCUGAGUCUAGCAGACCAGAUCCAUCUGCUGAAGUGCUGCUGGCUGGAGAUCCUGAUGCUGGGCCUGAUGUGGAGGUCGGUGGACCAUCCGGGGAAACUCAUCUUCUCUCCGGACUUCAAGCUCAACAGGGAGGAAGGCCACUGCGUUGAAGGCAUCAUGGAGAUCUUUGACAUGCUGCUCGCCGCCACGUCUCGGUUCCGUGAGCUGAAGCUGCAGAGGGAAGAGUACGUCUGUCUGAAGGCCAUGAUCCUCCUCAACUCCAAUCUGUGCAGCAGCUCCCCUCAGACCGCUGAGGAGCUGGAGAGCAGGAACAAGCUGCUCCGUCUGCUGGACUCUGUGAUCGACGCUCUGGUCUGGGCCAUUUCCAAACUGGGCCUGUCCACCCAGCAGCAGACGCUCCGACUCACACACCUCACCAUGCUGCUGUCACACAUCCGCCACGUCAGUAACAAAGGCAUGGACCACCUGUCCACCAUGAAGAGGAAGAACGUGGUUCUGGUGUACGACCUUCUGCUGGAGAUGUUGGACGCCAACACGUCCAGCAGCCAGACGGCGGCGUCCUCUCCCACCUCAGACAGCUUCUCCGACCAGCAGCAGUUCGUCCCGCCGGGAUCGGACCAAUCCGCUGAUAAUACCGCCGCCGUGCCUCCACAUGGAGCCGCCGACGCCGCCAUGCUGGACAGACACCUGCAGGCUCCGCCCCCUUCUCAGAGUCUGGUGGAGUCUCACAUGAAUGACUACAUCUCAGCAGACCAGUGGGCCGUGGACACUCGUGGCGUCGCUCCGUCAGUGGAACCAACGUCCUUCAUGAUUCCUGAUCCGAUGGAAACCUCAUUAGUGACAGAACUGAAACACUGACACCGAACCUUUUACCCCCAAAGAUCCAGAAAAGGAAAAAUUAAAAAAAAAAAAAAAAACACAAACAAGCUAAACAAAGUGCUGUCGUGAGGUAAAGUUUUUUUUCUCGUCGAAAUGUUUUUAGUCUUUCAAUAAACAAAAAAAGAACAUUUUUGAUCGAUUGUAUAUUUUGUUUCGCGUAACUGUUUCCUCUUGUGAAUGUGCACUACAGUCGGUGUUCAGGAACAUCGCUGAACCUCUGCCAGGCGCCCUGUGCUCUUUUUGAUAUCCGGUAUUUGUAUGUUUUUUGUUGUUUUUUUUCACGUUGGUGUUAACAUCCAGAACAAGCCGUGUGCUGAAGGGAGCAUGUGGUUCCUCACCUCCACGCUGUUCUCCGUCACCCUGUGGUGUUUUUCCUUCUACCUGCCGUAUUCUUUGGUGUUCCACUCGGAUUUUUCUACUCUUUGUAUAAACUGUCCAUGGAGUCGAGAAGCAGCAGUAUGUGGCCUUUUUAUCACAAUGACUGUUAACCUUGUUCUCUGUUCGUCUGGUUUAACUGAGGCUGAAUUUACACGACGUCACGUGGCGCAAACCCGCUCCUUUUACUCCCAAACACCAGCAAAUGGAGACCAGUUUAAAGCAAAUAUCCAAUAACAAGAUGCUCUAAAACAGGCUAAUAAUCCUAACAUGCUCACAUAUGGCUGAAAAAAAUCAUUUAUUUAAAAAUUUAAAUUGCCGUUUGAAAUAGUGCAAUUAAUAAAGGCUACAAUUUAUGACAUUUAUUUUAACCAACUCAUGUCUUUUUCCUUGUGUGAUAGACUUUUCUCGGUACCUCGUGGUCGUGCUUAGAUGCUGAAAUGCAGUUUGACUUUUUUUUUUUAUUGCAGAUCAAAUAUGUCAGAAAAAUUUCAUAUUUUCUCUAAAUUGUCACAUCUCCAUAGAAGUCAUAAAAUUUAGCAAUCAAAUCCAAAUAUUAGCAUGUUUGUUUUACAGAACACCAGCAAUCUAAAUACUAAAUGAAGUACUGCUACCCUUAGCUGUGCUAAAAUGCUACCGCUAGAAAUUUCCUGUGCUAACAUUAACAUUUAAAAUAAUUGGCUCAGACGCUAAAACAGUUACAAAGUCUAAUGAGUAGUUACUGUAUGUGUUUAAACUUUAAAAACUAGUAAGUGUAGCUAAAGCUAGCAAAUUACCACCUGAUAUGCUAACAUUUUGAUAGUUGACUUCAAAAAAUAGAUUUUGCUUGUCAAAUAUGUCAGAAAAAUUUGAUAUUACCUCCAAAUUGUCACAUUUCCAUAUGAUGAACAUAAACUAUAACAAUCAAACCCAAAUGUUAGCAUGUUUAUUUUGCAAAAUGUAAUCACUCAAGACCAGCAAAACACAAUAAACAAUCACACUGUUUGUUUAUUUUAUGCACAAAAGUUUCAAAAUGCAAACUUUAGCCUUAGCUGUGCUAAAAUGCUAUGACUAGCUAGUUGCUAUGCUAACCAUUAGCUUUUAGAAUAAUGAGCUCAAAAACCUGCGAAACUACAAAAUGUAAUGUUUACAUACUGUGUCUAAACUGUAAAACUAGUAAAUGUAGCUAAAGCUAGCAAAUUGCCAUGCCACCUGAUAUGCAAACUGUUAGCAUUAUCAAAUAUAUGCCAGAAAAAAAUAUUUUCUCUAAAUUGUCGAUGAACAUAAAAUAUAUCAAGCAAACCCAAAUGAUAACAUGUUAGCAUAUUUGCUUUGCAAAAUUUAAUCACUCAGCACCAGCAAAACACAAUAAACAAUCACACUAAUGUUUAUUUACUGUAUAUCCUGUCAACUUUGAAAACUACAAAGUUUAGCCUCAGCUGUGCUAAAAUGCUACGGCUAGCCAGUUCCUGUGGUAACCAUUAACUUUUAGAAUAAUAAGCGGAUAAACCUGCUAAACAGUUACAAAAUCUAAUGUUUACUUGCUGUAUGUCUAAGCUUUAAAAAUUAAGGGAAGUACUGAUAGCCUUAGUGGUGCUAAAAUGCUACCGAUGGCAAGUUCCUAUGCUAAUCAUUAGUUUUUAGAAUAAUGAGCUCAGAAACCCCUAAUAUGAAGACAAACCGUUUCAAAAUUGAAUAUUUACUGUGAACUUUAAAAACUAGUAAGUGAAGCUUUGCUAGCCUUAGCAUUCUAAAGCUAACAAAUUUCCUCCUGAUUUGUAAACAGCGUUAUGGAUUAAGAAGUAUGCUAAAAUUCUUAGGCAAAGCAGUCAGCAAGAGUCAGCUAUGCUAAUAUACUAAUGCAAGCAAAGUGCCAUGCUAACCAUUAUGCUUACAGUUAGCAUAACAAAUGUACGAACCUGCAGAGACGAAACAUUUAUUCAAAUGUUUUUUAUGUGCACUGAAACUAAAAACAUGAACUGCUGCUAGACUGUAGAUGCACUAAAUUGCUAAUGGCAGCAAAUUGCCAGGCAAACUCUUAUGCAAACAGAAUAAGCUAAUAAUUGUGCUAGCGUGCUAAGAGAAAUUUAUUCAUGUUUCUUGUAUGACUACUUAGUGUAAACUAUAAAACCUAAUAAAGCUAAACUGUACCUUGAGCUGUGCUACCAUGGUAUGCCUGGUAAAUUGCCAUGCUAACCAUAAUGUAUUCAGUUAGCAUAAUAGGCUAAGAAGCGUGCUAUUAUGCCAGGACAAAACUGGCCCAAAAGCUACAGCUUCUUUAUUUAUACGUAAAGCGACUACAAAAACUAAUGAAGUUUUUCUAGCCUUAUGAAACUAGCUAAUUACCAUGCUAGCUGUUAUGCCAACAGAAUAAUAAGCCAAAUAACAUGUUAGCAUGGCAAAACAGAACAGCCACUAAAUCUAUUGCUUAUUUACUGUAUUUAUGUAACUGCUAAAAAACUCAUAAAUGAACAGCUGCCAGCUAUGAUAGCAUGGUAAAAUUAGCAAAUUACCAUGCCAAUAAUAAUAAUAGUAUAAUAAUAGUACAAUGCUAACUUUUAUGUGCACUUUUAAGAUAAGGUAAGAAACAUGCAAAUAAGACAAAAUGGUCACUAAAGCGAGUGCUUAUUUACUAUAUGUAUCCUUCACUUAAACUUUAAAAGCUAUUAAAUGAAGUCCUGCUCGCCUUAUGUGUGCUAACAAGCCAAAGCGAACAAAUUGUCAUGCUAGCUUUCAUACACAUAGUUAACAUAAGCUAAUAAACUUGCUACAAAGCAUGACAAAACCUAAUGCUUAUUUACUGUAUGUAUGUUCAUGUAAAAAUGUAAAAACUAGUAAAUGAUGUCCUGCUCGCAUUAACUGUACUUGCAUCCCAAAGCUAGCAAAUUAGCAUGCUAACAGUCAGGUACACAGUUAACAAGGAACUAAGCUAAGAAACACAGGAGACAAAACAUUCAGUGAACCUAAUGCUUAAGUACUUCAUGUGUACUCAAUUUAAACUUGGAUAAUUAACAAAUUCUAGCCUUAGCUUUAAUAAAAUGUUAACACUACAAUGCUAACUUUUAGUAGAGCGUAAGUUGAAAAACACGCUAUAAAGCGAUACAAAACGGCCACUAAAGUUACUGCCUUAGCUUAAAAGCUAAUAAGUGAAAUCUUGCUAGCCUUAAUUGUGCUAACAUGCCAAAACUAGCAAAUUGUCAAGCUUAUUUCCAUACACGCAGUUUGCAUGAUAAGCUAAGAAGCUUGCUAACAUACCAAGACAACAUUCUCCAAACCUAAUACUUAUGUACUCAACUUAGAAAGUUAAUUCUAGCCUUAGAUGUAUUAAAAUGUUGAAAUUACAAAACUAACUUAACUGCAAACAUACCACAGCUAGCAAAUUGCCCUGCUAACAUGCCAAGAUAACAUUCACUGAACGUAAUGCUUGUGUACUUUAUGUAAACUUAAAAAAACUAUCAAAGUAUAGCCUUAGCUGUUUUAAAAUAUUAACCCUAUUGUGCUAACAUGCCAAAGCUAGCAAAAUGCCAUGCUAAGAAACAUGCUAAACAUUUUCAGAAUAAAAUGUCUGUUAGCAUGCUAGUUUCACCUUGUUUUAGCUGUCAAAUGUUACAUGUUAUUUUUAAAUACAUCUAUAGAAUGAGCAUAUAUUUUGUACUUAACUUGACAAUUUAUAAAUGUGUGUAAUUCUCUGCAUAAUUUUUGUAAAUGUGCCCUUUAUAUAUUAUAAAGUAAUCAGCCAGAGCAUGAUGGGUUUUAGCUAAUUCAAAGUAAACCUACAGGUUUUCUCAUAUUUUACUUUUAGUGACCAUUGCAAUAAAUUAAAAAGGUCCCAGAUGCUCUAAAUCAAAGCUAUUUAUUGAGCAAUUCCCCAUUUAAAAGGCUGAUGAUUUAGACAAAUAAUUUUUUAACUGUGUGUUUGGUCUGGUUUUGUUUACCUUGUCCAACUAAAAAUCUUUUUUUCUUUGCUGUAUCGUCUAAAGUGAAUAUCACCAUCCUUCCAGAAUCUCUUUCUUCGUUUUAGCUCUCGGACCUCAAACUAUUCAUCUUCUUACACAUGUAGAAACCCUUUUUGGUCUCAUUUGCUGAAUUUGGUUCAAAAAGACUCAAAUGUCUUCAUCCGGCCCAACAAACAGAGACAGCUCCAGAGCUUUAAAUUAAUCGUCCCAAAUGCGCCGUUAAGAUGCUUUUUGGACGUCCGGUGGGUGAAACGUGCCACAGAGCUGCCGUGUAGAUCCAGCCCGUUAUCUAACCUGCUGAUAGACGGAUCCAUGUUUACUCUCCUUUCUUUCCUGAUGUCUGUGGCUUGUACAUGCAUGAACACACUCAGUAAAACAUGCAAGCAGCGGCACAAUCGUGGCAAACACGGUUUUAUUGUCAAUCCAAAAAAAAAAGACAAUCUAUACAUCCCAUGAAUAAGAUCACAAAAUAAAUCAAACUUUACACACUU
Messenger RNA from Acanthochromis polyacanthus (spiny chromis), 7087 nucleotides. RefSeq names its product estrogen receptor 2b (gene esr2b). NCBI's taxonomy places the organism in Eukaryota, Metazoa, Chordata, Actinopteri, Pomacentridae. The transcript has 10 exons. Gene Ontology annotation, cellular component: nucleus. The record is from RefSeq and is a predicted model, not a curated record. Gene Ontology annotation, molecular function: nuclear estrogen receptor activity; sequence-specific DNA binding; steroid binding. Gene Ontology annotation, biological process: cellular response to estradiol stimulus; regulation of DNA-templated transcription; estrogen receptor signaling pathway. The coding region runs from base 319 to 2265 and encodes 648 amino acids.